AUGCCCUUCAGCAGCACCCACAACAAGCACAAGCUGAAGUUCUCAGCGGAGGAGGAGUUCCCCGACCUCUCCAAGCACAACAACCACAUGGCCAAGGUGCUGACACUCGCCCUCUACCAGCGCCUGCGCGACAAGGAGACGCCCAGUGGCUUCACCCUCGACGACGUCAUCCAGACUGGCGUUGACAACCCUGGGCACCCGUUCAUCAUGACGGUGGGCUGCGUGGCCGGGGACGAGGAGUCCUACGAGGUCUUCAAGGAGCUCUUCGACCCUGUCAUCCAGGACCGCCACGGCGGCUAUAAGCCCACCGACAAGCACCGCACCGACCUCAACCACGAGAACCUCAAGGGGGGGGACGACCUGGACCCCAAGUUGGAUCAUGGAGGAGGGUUCCUGAAGGGUACAUGGGCGAUCCCUGGUGUUGGUGGUGGUCCCACGGGUGGUCCCGCAAGGGCGUCCCUUGGAUGUCCCAUGAUGUCCCACUCUGUCCCCCUGCAGAUCGAGGAGAUAUUCCGCAAGGCCGGGCACCCCUUCAUGUGGACCGAGCACCUGGGCUACAUCCUGACCUGCCCCUCGAACCUGGGCACGGGGCUGCGUGGUGGCGUCCACGUGCGCCUGCCCAAGCUCAGCCAGCACCCAAAAUUCGAGGAGGUGCUGGGCCGCCUGCGGCUGGAGAAACCACCGGGGCGUGGGGACACGGGCGGGGUGGACACGGCGGCCGUGGGUUCCGUCUUCGACAUCUCCAACGCUGACCGCCUGGGCUUCUCCGAGGUGGAGCAGGUGCAGAUGGUGGUGGACGGCGUCAAGCUCAUGGUGGAGAUGGAGAAGAAGCUGGAGCAGAACCACUCCAUCGACGACAUGAUCCCGGCCCAGAAAUAGGGACCCCCCCAGCACCCCAAAACAGCCUCAAUAAA
Messenger RNA from Struthio camelus australis, 914 nucleotides. The record is from RefSeq and is a predicted model, not a curated record. NCBI's taxonomy places the organism in Eukaryota, Metazoa, Chordata, Aves, Struthioniformes, Struthionidae.